This is a messenger RNA of Entamoeba invadens IP1, 1377 nucleotides long. RefSeq names its product bromodomain containing protein, putative. The transcript has a single exon. The coding region runs from base 1 to 1377 and encodes 458 amino acids. The record is from RefSeq and is a predicted model, not a curated record. NCBI's taxonomy places the organism in Eukaryota, Evosea, Mastigamoebida, Endamoebidae. Gene Ontology annotation, molecular function: protein binding.
AUGUAUGACGUGGUUGACCGCCUCAGGAGCGGAAAGUGCCAGUUUUCAGAUAUCAAAUUUGUGAAAGAGAAGGAGGAAUUGGGGUACGAGCAACACAACAAAGACAUCUUUGAAUCACUUUACAACAACAAUACCGGGGAAUACACUCUUAUUAACACCGACGUCAAAGUUCAUCGGUAUGUCUUAGUGAGUCGGUGCGAUUUUUUUAAACAAUACUUCUCGAUGCCUUCACAAGAGAAAUUGGAGCUCUCGGACGAUGCUUUAAAGGCUUUAAUAGACUGGAUAUACAUCGACAACUCUUCGCCGGAUAUGAAGAUCUGUGUGGAAAUCCUUAACUUUCUCCAGAAGUAUCGUGUGAACGAGCCAAUUGAGUGCUUCACAGAGCAAAUGGUCGACCUUCUGUCAGACUCCCUUCGCGAAGGGAAUGUAUCGAUGUGGGAAAUCCCAAAGGCAUUUUUCUUAGUCGACGCUCACAGAAGAUACUUUGACGCUGCAUUUCGAAGAGUCAGUGAGAUAGUUGUCGACUAUGCAAUUGGAGCGAAACGACCUGAGAUGAUGGGAGAGUUGCUUCCGUACUGCCUGUUCGUUAUUAAAGACAAACUCCAAUUUCCAUCCAUCAAACAACAUGAGAAGAAUAAGAAGCACAAAGCUAAGAAGAAAGUUGAAGAGGUGGACACUGAUUUUACAUUAACAUUACUUCACCAAGAGAAAUUGAAUAAACCGAUUGCACCGAAUAAAGAGGAAAAGGGGGAAACGACGAUCAAUAGAAAAUUGGAGAAGAAAGAAACGAAGGAAAGUAAAGAGAAAAGGGGGAAGAGCGACACUGGAAAGAAUAAAGAGAAGCACGAGAAGAAAGUGAAGCGAGAGAAAGACCUAGACGAGGACAAAUUUGAAAUUGAACUUCCUAAGGUGGAGGAAGACACGGGAAUGAAAGUGGAAAGUCCAAUGGAAAUUGACGCGUUUGAAAUUGUUGUGAAAGAAGAAAAGGUCGAACAACCAAUUCAAGAGAUUGUGAUGUCAAACACGUUGCCACGACAUCCAAUGAACAAAACAAACAUCACACAAUUGAACAAACUCAUCCAAUCACUCUCAAAGAACAAAAAUGCAUACGCCUUUAUGGUUAAGGUAGACCCGGAAGCUAGUGGUGCCUUGAACUAUUACGAUGUUAUUAAACACCCAAUGGACUUGGGAACAGUCAAAAAGAAAAUCAAAGACAAACAAUACACUUAUGCAGAAGAUGUCCUCGAUGAUAUUGCACUCAUAUGGGCAAAUGCAUUCACAUAUAAUACCGUCGGGUCGGAGAUUUAUAAUAUGGCAAAGUCACUUUCAGACUUAUUCAACCUUAAAAUACAAACUAUUGUAUUCACUUCGGAGUGA